Suillus subalutaceus is the source of this 1092-nucleotide messenger RNA. RefSeq lists its product as uncharacterized. Lineage: Eukaryota; Fungi; Basidiomycota; Agaricomycetes; Boletales; Suillaceae. Gene Ontology annotation, cellular component: membrane. Bases 1 to 1092 code for a protein of 363 amino acids. The record is from RefSeq and is a predicted model, not a curated record. The transcript has 11 exons.
AUGAGCAACAGCGAGUCUCCUCUCAUUCACACCAUGAGACACAACUAUGGUUCGACACAAUCCACUUCUGGCACAUCCCGAGAUGAUGGAGCAAUGGAUAGACGGUCCACUGUCCCAAGUUUUGUUGCUAAUAACGCCGGGAUGCUAUACAUUAUAUCUUCCGAGUUUUUUUUCGCUUCCAUGAAUCUAUCGGUGAAGUUGCUAAACAGCUUGGAGCCUCCGGUGCACGCGUUUGAAGUUAUUGUAGUUAGAAUGGGCAUCACGUUGACGUGCUGUGUGAUAUACAUGAUUGUCACGGGGGUCCCGAAUCCGGUCAUUGGCCCCAAAGGUGUUCGAACACUACUGGUAAUCCGUGGGAUCAGCGGGUUUCUCGGAUUAUGUGGACUGUAUCUGUCGCUUCAGUAUCUAUCUGUCGCAGAUGCGACAGUCCUGACUUUCUUGACACCUCUUACAACUGCGGUUGCUGGAUGCCUCCUCCUUAGGGAGGGCUACUCUGUCACUCAAGCCGUCGCGGGAGUUUGCAGUUUACUUGGUGUUGUCCUCAUCGCUCGCCCCCCAUUUCUAUUCAACUCCAUGCCAGCUGCUAUUCCUGACUCGCUGGAAACAACCCCAGCACAAAGGCUGGCGGCUGUUGGGGCAUCUUUGAUUGGUGUUGUUGGAGCCACUGGAGCAUAUACCUCGAUUCGCGCAAUUGGAAAGCGAGCUCAUCCGAUGCAUGUGAUGACAUUCUUUUCCUUGUGGUGCACCAUCAUCGCAUCUUUGGGGAUGGUCGUCUUCAAUAUUCCUGUCGUAUAUCCUAGAUCAUGGAGAUGGUCACUUCUUUUGCUCAUGGUCGGUGUCUUUGGCUUCGUGGCACAGACUCUCUUGACGUUGGGGUUGCAACGAGAAACUGUAUCGCGCGGUACCACUGGAAUGUAUAUCCAGAUACUUUUUGCUGUGGUGCUCGAACGCCUAAUCUUCGGAGUUGUACCGUCUUUGCUGUCAGUUCUCGGCGCCGCUAUCAUCAUGUCUUCCGCUCUCUGUGUCGUCUUGACAGGGCGACAACCUACCCCCGACAGCACCGCUGAAAGCACCGCUGACAGUACAGCUUAA